This is a messenger RNA of Drosophila busckii, 1346 nucleotides long. RefSeq lists its product as uncharacterized. The record is from RefSeq and is a predicted model, not a curated record. Bases 96 to 1223 code for a protein of 375 amino acids. The transcript is spliced from 2 exons. NCBI's taxonomy places the organism in Eukaryota, Metazoa, Arthropoda, Insecta, Diptera, Drosophilidae.
GUGCCAGUUGCGCGAGCGUUAAGAACAUAGAACGCAUUGGGUGCGAAAACUUUAAGCACAAGCUUUUGACUUUAAAUCUCUCAUCGUGUGCAAAGAUGCUGCUGCAGACUUUCACGCAGCUGCUGCUGCUGCUCAGCUUGACAGCACUGGUAAUGCCUGCAUCCUACUUGCGCGACAGCAGCAGCACUGAGCCGCUGCCCAGCAGCAGCAGCAGUGCAGCGCCAAGCACAACAACAACAACAACUGCUGGCAGUAGUGGGCACAAGGAGGAAAUAUUUCCAGCUGUGGCGCCAGUGAUUGAAACGCAGCCCGGCUUGCUGCCGCCUGCACUGGAACAGGAUGAUGGCGUGCGUCGUCGCGUGGUUACCUACGAUCAGCGCCAGGAGGGACAGUACAAUAUUCGCGCCGAUCUGGAGAAUUUUAUGAUUGUGCUCAUACCGCCAGGUCCGCAGGAAGGUCUCAGUUUGUUGGACUUGCUGACCAAAUCCUCUGUGCGUGGCUCCAACAAGCGCAUACAGAAGCGCAAGCAUGCCCAUGUAAUGCCGCUGAGGACCACACCCGAGGCAGUGGGCGCUGCUGUGGGCUUGCCGCUGCCCGAAUUUAUUGAGGGACGCACGCCCUAUCAUGUGGACAUUUCUGCCUCCAGCAAUGAGCAGCAACCAGCGCGUCUGCAUCGCCAGCAGGUGGAUGUGUUGCCGCCUCAGCUGUUGCCAAUGCCGCAGCUUAUCAAGCCCUUUCAUCUGGAGGCGGAGCAGGAGCUAAUACAGGCACUGCCGCCAGUCACGGCCAAUAGCAAUGGACACAAUCUGCUGGAGAGCUUCAACCAAGCCGCUUCACAAUAUUAUCGCAAUUCGCGCGCCUUGAGCGCUGACAGCUUUCUGGAAACCAAUCGUCUGCCCACCGAUGCCAGCUCCACGGGACGUGCCAUUCAAUGUAGCCGCAGUCAGUUGAACAAUGCGCUCUAUCCGCCCAUUGAUGUGCCCGCUUAUCAGGUGAACGAAGCGCAACCACGUCGCUGGCUGCUGGAUGAGGAGCCCACGCCCAUUUAUGCCAAGUCGCAUGCUGACGGCAAGGACUUGAUCGAGGCCGAUGUGCUUAGCUUUGAGCUGUUGGGCGAUGGCUUGGGUGAAUCCAAGUCGCUGUUGCGCGACGCUUUGGCACGUUGUGCACCUGGACAGAGGCGUGACAGCUACGGCGCCUGUCGCCAGAUCGAGGGCUAUUGAGACUAAGACUUUCUAACCAGACUGCUAAGCAUAACGCGCAACUGCGUUUCAUAGUUUUAAGUUUUGCAAACAUUUAUAAAUAAAUUCAAAUACAUAUAUGACUUAAUGAUGAAGCGGAAGUGU